AUGGAGUUCCAAGAAAUCAUAGAAGUGGAUGGAAGUCAACGAACCGACGAUGUGAAAUGUGAUGGGACUUUCGAAUCGUUGAUGAUUUCACCUUCGACGAUCGCAAACCUCAAAAGCAAUGGCUAUCGCGUCCCUUCCCCUAUACAGAUGAAAGCCAUUCCAACAGGGCUUGCUGGCAUAGAUAUGCUGGUACAAGCGAAAUCUGGUACGGGAAAAACUCUUGUUUUCGCCAUACUUGCUGUUGAGAACCUGAAUUUACAGUCGGAUGUUGUGCAAAAAAUGAUAAUCGCUCCUACGAGGGAAAUCGCCACUCAGAUUAAGGACGUAAUCACGAAGAUUGCACAUUUCAAGACGAGGAUCGCUGUUCUUGUUGGCGGCAAUCCCGUUCACCUUGAUGUGCAGGCUUUGAAGCGAGGGGUGCAUAUAGUUGUUGGGACCACUGGAAGAAUAUGCCAGAUGGUACAGAACGGGAACCUCAACAUGGAAAACAUCGAUCUUUUCAUCCUUGAUGAGGCCGACAAGCUCAUGGAAGAAUGUUUUCAAAAGGAUAUUAACUAUCUGUUCUCUACUUUACCUCCGUCGCGUCAAGUCGCGGUAUUUUCAGCUACUUACCCAAGAAAUUUGGAUCAGUUACUGUGCAAAUUUAUGCGUGAAGCAUCUCUAGUGCGAUUAAACUCGGAUGAUGUGCAACUAAUCGGCAUCAAACAGUACGUUGCAAUAUGUGAUGGAAUGGUGCUCGACUGUCUCGUUCGUCUGCUCAACACCGUGCAAUUUUCUCAAGCCCUGGUUUUUUGUAACUUACACCAACAGUAAGU
Molecule: messenger RNA, 815 nt
Organism: Strongylus vulgaris
Lineage: Eukaryota; Metazoa; Nematoda; Chromadorea; Rhabditida; Strongylidae
Source: the annotation of a GenBank genome assembly